CAGGGGCUGGGCUCCUCCGUGAGAGUGGCAGCUGGGCUUGCCCGCCGCGAGGAGCAGGGCGCCGCAGUGCUGUAGGAGCGGGCGGCCGAGACGCACUGCUUGGGAGCCCGCGGGUAUCCGAGCAGGCAGAGACCCCGGGGCUGCCUAACCCCAACCCGGCCGACCGAGCUCUGCGGCGCCCAGCCGAGUUCCAUCCCUCUCCUCAGGAGGGCUGCGCGGGCGGGAAGACGCCCAGACGCCAGCUUCGGUCCUCUUUCAGUCUCUCGGUUCCUCUUUCCUCCCAAGUAAGGGAAUAAGCCCCAAGGAAGGAGCGCUCCGGAGAACCGCGCAACCAAGUGUUGCACGCUGAGGCCGAAAGUUCUAACAGGUGAAUGCUGUCUUCCUGGAAGAGGCUUGAGAGGGGAGCAGAGGGGCAGAUUGUCUACAAACGCUAACAAAGUACAGCCUGCAGAAAACUUUGUGUCAUCAAAACCAGCUUUCCAUAUUUGUGAAAAGAAGAGCAAGGAUUUCUGAAUUUACCUUGAUUACAGAAGGAUGUUGCCUGAAGAAUAGCAGAGGUUUCUCUCCUCCGCUGAAAGGUGCCCACUGCAGCCACAACACUUGGGUCCUCAAGAAAUCUCCUGAAGGGCUUUUCCAUCGCCUACCUUCCUGCAAUGAGCCAGGCCUUCAGCUGGGCCUUGGCUUCAGCCUACUGAACAAAACUCUGUCCCUAGCCUCAAGCGCUCACACCCAGGAAAGAUGAAUGAGGAACGGUGGGUCUCCCUCACUCCAGAAGAAUUCGGCCAACUCCAGAAAUAUGCAGAAUAUUCUUCCAGGAAGAUAAAAGAUGUCUUGGCUGAGUUGAAUGAAGGUGGGAGCCUCAAACAGUAUGACCCACAUGAGCCAAUCAGCUAUGACGUCUUCAAGCUAUUCAUGAGGGAGUACCUGGAGGUGGAUCUUCCUCAGCCACUGAGCACGCACCUCUUCCUGGCCUUCAGCCAGAAGCCCAGGCAGGAAACUCCUGACCACCCAAAGGAUGGGACCAGCAACAGCGAGGCCAGUGGCCCAGAUUCCAACAUACAGAAUGCAGAUAAUGCUGCCAAAGCAGAUGAGGCCUGUGCCCCUGAUACAGAAUCAAAGAUCACCGAGAAGCAAGCUCAAGCUAUAGACCAAGUGGCUGCAACUCCCUUAGGAAGUCCUGUGGCUCAAUCACCAGGCUCAGAAUCCCCCACAGUGUACCUGAAGGAUGUGGUGUGUUACCUGUCCCUGCUCGAGACAGGGAGGCCUCAGGAUAAGUUAGAGUUCAUGUUUCGUCUCUAUGAUUCAGAUGAGAACGGGCUUCUGGACCAAGAGGAGAUGGAUCGAAUUGUCAACCAAAUGCUGCACAUUGCCCAGUACCUCCAGUGGGAUCCCACGGAGCUAAGGCCUAUAUUGAAGGAGAUGUUACAAGGGAUGGACUACGACCGGGAUGGCUUUGUGUCUCUCCAGGAGUGGGUCCACGGAGGGAUGACCACUAUCCCAUUGCUGGUCCUCUUGGGCAUGGACGACUCUGGUUCCAAGGGGGAUGGGAGGCAUGCCUGGACCCUGAAGCAUUUCAAGAAACCAACCUAUUGCAACUUCUGCCACAUUAUGCUGGUAGGCGUUCGGAAGCAAGGCCUGUGCUGCAUUUACUGUAAAUACACUGUCCAUGAACGCUGUGUAUCCAAAAACAUCCCUGGGUGUGUCAAAACGUACUCAAAAACCAAAAGGGGCGGCGAGGUGAUGCAGCACGCGUGGGUGGAAGGGAACUCCUCCGUCAAGUGUGACCGGUGCCACAAAAGUAUCAAGUGCUACCAGAGUGUCAAUGCGCGGCACUGCGUGUGGUGCCGGAUGACGUUCCAUCGCAAAUGCGAAUUGUCAACACUGUGUGAUGGCGGGGAACUCAGAGACCAUAUUUUGCUGCCCACAUCAAUAUGCCCCAUCACCCGGGACAGGCAAGAUGGAAAGCCUGAUGGUAGUGUGUCCACCAAGGGUGAACUCGUCAUGCAGUAUAAGAUCAUCCCCACCCCGGGUACCCACCCCCUGCUGGUCUUGGUGAACCCCAAGAGUGGAGGGAGACAAGGAGAAAGAAUUCUUCGGAAAUUCCACUAUCUGCUCAACCCCAAACAAGUUUUCAACCUGGACACUGGGGGGCCUACUCCAGGACUUAACUUCUUCCGUGAUACUCCAGACUUCCGUGUUUUGGCCUGCGGAGGGGAUGGGACAGUUGGCUGGAUUCUAGAUUGCAUUGAUAAGGCCAACUUUGCAAAGCAUCCACCCGUGGCUGUCCUGCCUCUUGGAACUGGCAAUGACCUGGCCCGCUGUCUCCGCUGGGGAGGAGGUUACGAAGGGGGCAGCCUGACAAAAAUCCUGAAGGACAUCGAGCAGAGUCCCUUGGUGAUGCUGGAUCGCUGGCACGUGGAAGUCAUCCCCAGGGAGGAGGUGGAGAAUGGGGACCAGGUCCCAUACAACAUCAUGAACAACUAUUUCUCCAUCGGCGUGGAUGCUUCCAUUGCACACAGGUUCCACGUGAUGAGAGAGAAACACCCUGAAAAAUUCAACAGCAGGAUGAAGAACAAGCUGUGGUACUUUGAAUUUGGCACCUCGGAGACCUUUGCAGCCACCUGCAAGAAACUCCAUGACCACAUAGAGUUGGAGUGUGACGGGGUUGGGGUGGACCUGAGCAGCAUCUUCCUUGAAGGCAUUGCUAUUCUCAACAUUCCCAGCAUGUAUGGUGGCACCAAUCUCUGGGGAGAAACCAAGAAGAACCGAGCUGUGAUCCGGGAAAGCAAGAAGGUCGUCACUGACCCCAAGGAACUGAAAUUCUGCAUCCAAGACCUCAGUGACCAGCUUCUUGAAGUGGUGGGGCUGGAGGGAGCCAUGGAGAUGGGGCAGAUCUACACUGGCCUGAAGAGUGCAGGCAGGAGGCUGGCCCAGUGCUCCUCAGUCUCCAUCAGGACGAACAAGCUGCUGCCCAUGCAGGUGGACGGAGAGCCCUGGAUGCAGCCACCUUGCACGAUUAAAAUUACUCACAAGAACCAAGCACCUAUGAUGAUGGGGCCUCCCCAGAAAAGCAGCUUCUUUUCGCUGAGGAGAAAGAGCCGUUCCAAAGACUAGACAGUGUGCUCAAUGUCAGCUCAAGCACGAGAGAAAACAAGAAACUGAAACACACACACACCACACCACACACACCACACACACACAUACACACACACACACACACACACACACACACACACACACACACUGUCUCUCUCUUCUCCAAUCAGUGGAAGCAAAGCCACCUUUCAGGAAGAAAGCUUCACCCUGACAUAUAUUCUGUUUUAACAAUGAACACACCCCGACAGAGCCAGUGCCAGCAGGACAUUUUGAAUGGACUUAGGGCUCAUGCAGCAACCACCACAUUCCCAGAAGGCCUUGAGUGGGACUUUCUCAGGCUGAAGGAAAAACCGCCCCCUUUCCUUCCACCAGCCCUGCAAGUCUCACAGAUGCUCACAAGAAGCAGGCUGCAGGUUUCCUGCCUAUGGCGAGAUCGGAUGUGGCCAAGGAAAGAGCUGGCAUUCCAGAGAACCUGCACAAAGGUCCCUCUGUACAGAGACCAAAGGGCCUCGGACUCAGAGAGCACAGCCCUGGGCAGGGCUCAGCACGCGCACGCUGGUUUCUGGGCUGUCCUUCGAGUGACAGCUUCUCCCCGAACUUGCUGAGGAGGCAGAAAGGCUGUGGAAAGCUGUGUUUCCCUUCUCGGUUCUGCGCGCUGUCAGUGGGCACCAGUCAUUUUCCCAAGGCUUCUGGUGGCUGGGUGUUUGUUUAGAGCCAGCUCCAAGAGCCCCCCAGGCUGCCUGCAUAGCACACCUUAGAUGUGGUAUUUAUUUUCUUAGUUCUGUGAACACCUGGGAGGGAAAGCAGAGAAACUGGGAUUUAUUUUUCAAAUUGGUGUCAUAAUAUUGUGUAAAAAGGGAAGAAAAAAAAAAAAAAACCACCCCCAGCUUCUUUCUUUUUCAAGCCAAAGCGUGUUUCCUGUUUGAGUUCCAAGCCCUGGUGGCAGACUAUUCCUGAAGGCAAAGAAGAUGGGAGGGAACGGCCUUUUGCUGAGGAAACCAGGAGACAAACCAUCAGGCGGUUCCCUCCUGCCUCUUUGAUCCUACCAUGCCCAGAGCUUGACCUGAAGGCCCUUCUGAUGGUCUUACAUGUCUGUACAUAUAUGUAGCAUAUAUGUGUUUAUAUAUAAAUAUUUAUUUACUGGUGGAUUUUUCCUGAUUGAAAAAAUAUAUAUGCAGUAUGGGAACAGAAAGUGGGAAAGAAAAAGGUUUUUACUCCCCCUUUUUGCUAUUUCAUUGUCAAGACACAUUUCCAAGCAGUGAUCAUGAGAUAUAAGGAAUAUUAAAGUAGCUCCUUGUCUUCAAGAGACUGAGAAUUUCUAUCCUGGAUCCUCAAAACCACCAUGAAAGACAUGCUGGGCAGGAUCUACUCUCCCAUUUGUCAGAUAAGGAAAGGAGUCUCAGAAAAGUUAAGAGACUUGUCCACGGUAUCUUGGCUAAUGUGGUGUGGGAUGAGGUGCCACUGAGAAGAUAUUUAAUAGAGAAAAGAACCUACACAUCUUGGAUUAGGGUCACUUCCAGUCACUGAGAUGUGAUGCCAUUUGGAUCCGGGUUGCCAGAGAAGAAUGAACAUGCGGUCCACGGGGGACGGGACAAGUCCCCAUGAGAAAAUGAGGCCCCAUCCCCACCCCCCGAUGCUUCCCAGAGACUCUCUCUGGCCUGAACUGGUGAAAAGUUGGUCCGGGGUUGAAGGCACUAGACAGAUCAUCAGAUUAAACUCUCCACAUGUCACCUCAUCAUGGUCAUCUCAAUCCUUAAUCUCGAAGCACCCCUGGCUGCAGAGGGGGACCUCAGUGGAGAUUCACAGGGGACAGAGGCACCUUCAGCCAGUACCCAGAGGCUUCAUUCAAGGGCACCAGCAUGACCUCCCUUCCUGAGGGCAAGUCUGGGGAGAGCUUCACUGGUAGAAAGAUGCACCUUGACGCCUUUCCUCCUUUGGCCUCCAUCCCCUCUGAGAUUUCUCAGAAGGAAACCUGGGCCCACUCAGCAGUUACUCCAUUGAGUUCCCUCUAAUCUUCUUGCACUGGGUCAGGAACUUUGGGCAAGGGAGGGGAAAUUAAGAUUGUGGGUACAAAUUGACCAUACCUCUGAAGGUCUCAGUCAUCUAGGACCAUCUAAGAUAGAGAUCUAGAACCAUCCUGCUCAACCUAACAGUGCAGAACACUGGGCAAGGGGAAAACAGGCCACCUGAAGAAUGUCCUACAGGAUGGGCUCUCUGGCAAUGGGACCAACAAGUUCCAGAAUGACCACAGGUACUAUCGUGGAAGCCACCUGAUUCUGAAAUGAAGGCAGGUUCAGCUUGAGGGGUCACUGCUUCUCAGACAUUUACAGAAGUUUCUGCAUGUGUUUCAGCCCCAGUCCCCCAAGAUGGAGGCUGUUGAGACAUGGUACUGUCAACAGGUGAAACUGACUCUCAGAGAUUCCCAAGUCAGAGACUGGCCCCUGCCUACUCCACUUUAGUGCAUAGGACUUGCCACGUUGCCCGAGAGACAAGUCCCAUGUCCUCCUUAGAGCCACAGAGUAUAACAGACAUCGGGGAAUUGCACUUUCAAUUCUGUAACUUCAGUGAGUCAGUGUUGUUGUUUAAUCUGACUUUGCAACUCAUCCCUUUGCCACUGUGACUGUGGUUUCUUAUUGUAGAGUACUGCAUCAUCGUACCCUCACAGCCACCCCCUGAGGCUGGCAGAGAAGCUAUCAUUAGCCCCAUCUAAGCAAUGAGGAAAACGAAGCUUAAUAAGACUUAGUGGCUUUUCAAUGUUAGGCAGUCAGGGGAGAACCCUCCCUUAUUCCUCAUCCUAUUCUGAUUCCGACCAUGCCACAGACAUGUUCUCACCUGCCCCACACAUCUACCCCACUAGCAAUAAAAAGAAUGAAACAGGAAAUCUUCA
This is a messenger RNA of Phacochoerus africanus (Common warthog), 5983 nucleotides long. RefSeq names its product diacylglycerol kinase gamma (gene DGKG). Lineage: Eukaryota; Metazoa; Chordata; Mammalia; Artiodactyla; Suidae. Bases 739 to 3114 code for a protein of 791 amino acids. The transcript has 26 exons. Gene Ontology annotation, biological process: lipid phosphorylation; diacylglycerol metabolic process; intracellular signal transduction. Gene Ontology annotation, molecular function: calcium ion binding; ATP-dependent diacylglycerol kinase activity. Gene Ontology annotation, cellular component: plasma membrane. The record is from RefSeq and is a predicted model, not a curated record.